AUGAAAGAUGCCACCAAACCUAAUGCUACUCUUAAAUUAAAGUCAAAUAGAUAAAAGAAUCUAUGGAUCACUAAAAGCAUUAAAAAAGUGAGAUAAUUCAGAAAACGUCAAAGACUCGUUGCAACUCAAUCAACUGUCAUAAAUGAAACUAAAUAGAAUGCUAAAAAGCUUUUUAAUAGCAAUGAUAAAAAUGAGAUCAAUUUGCCUGCUCAUAAGAAGCCAUAUGAGUAAAUAUAUAUAUCAGGAAAUGAUGUGGAUGAAGACAUUCACUGUGAUGUGUGCUUGGAAUUUGAACAAGAGGACGAUGAUUAGAUUAUUAUUUGUGAACUUUGCAAUGUAGCUUGUCAUUAGUAAUGCUAUGGUAGUGAAUUACUAGCUGGGCUUACAACUGAAUCAUGGUAUUGUUAAAGAUGCAAAACAAUCAAGGAUAAUAAUGUGAAAUGUGAUGAUAUCAAAUGCUUCUUAUGUCCUGAUAUCAAAGGCUUGAUGAAGGAAAUCAGUAAAGAUAAAUGGGCUCAUGUGAUAUGUGUUAAUUGGAAUCCAGAUAUUUACUUCAAUGAUGAGAAAGUUGAGGGUGUUAGUGGAGAUGUUCAGCCUCAAAGGUUCCAGUUGUCCUGCAAUAUGUGCAAAGUUAGUGGCUAAGGGGCUUGCAUACAAUGUGACUUUAAGAGCUGCUCUCGUAGUUAUCAUGUAAGAUGCGCUGUCAAGAGAGGUCUCAUAGAUCAAUGGAGCACUUACGAAGAGAAAUAUGGAGAAGAAGUAUCUUAGCAUUUCGUUCCAAUCUUUUGCUGUUAACAUCAAGACAAAGGAGAUAAGUUAUUCAAGCAAGAAGGGUAAAAAGGACUGAUCUGUAAAUAGUUUACUCCUGAGUACCGUGAAAGAAUCGCCUAAAUUAACAAGGAAAAAGCUAAAAAUGCAUCUCAAAAUAACGCUCAAGCUAAGAUUAAGAAUAAAUUAAAACUCAACCAAAAGGUUAUACUCAAAAAGAAAUAAAAUGGGAGCAAAAUCAGAGGCAGGUUGGGUAAGAUCACCGAUAAAGAUUUUAAAAUGCUAAGAAUUAAUGCUAAAAAAUCUAAUGGAAGAAGAAAUCAAUUGAAUAAACCUUUGGCAAAAUCAAAAAGUAUUAAGAAGGCCAGAGUAAAUUAAGCAAAAAAGAAAUAGCAAAUAUAGGUUGCUUAAAAAACUUAAGUAUAAACUGCAUAGAGAAAUCAAUAAAAGAAAAAGGUUACUGAAAGUAUCAAACCUUGCAUUCAAGAACCAGUUUAAAAACAUAAUUAGCAAGAUUAGCUUCAAACUCUCAUAACACAAGCUAGGGUCAUGAUACCUUAAGAGUAUCAAGCUUAAUUUGACCAAUUCAUCUCAGCAUUUUAGAGUGUUGGAGUGCCUCAGUCUCAAUACUAAGAAGCUUUGAGUAAUUUCAUGUCCAAGAUGCCUCUUAUGAAUAUGAAUAAUCAGAUUCAAUCUCAAUCAUUUAUACCAGCUCAAAAUCAAAUUGAAACAUCUGGUUAGGGAAAAAAGAUUAAAACUGCUGGUAAAAGGGUAGCUACUAAAGGCAAGGGGAAAGGAUAAAUCUAAGCAAAGAAUUAGGAAAAUAUAGCUUAGUAUAAUUAGAUUUCAAAUCAAGCAGAGCAAUUUAAUUAUUUCCCAGCAGCACUGAGUCAAUUUCAACUACCUCAAAUGUCAAUUGAAAAUACCAGAUUCGUGAAUCCAUGCCUCUUUGGCAACGGUGGGCAGGUGAUGAAACUCAACUGA
Messenger RNA from Stylonychia lemnae, 1752 nucleotides. Lineage: Eukaryota; Ciliophora; Spirotrichea; Sporadotrichida; Oxytrichidae. The record is from the annotation of a GenBank genome assembly.